Peniophora sp. CBMAI 1063 is the source of this 1968-nucleotide messenger RNA. The record is from the annotation of a GenBank genome assembly. Lineage: Eukaryota; Fungi; Basidiomycota; Agaricomycetes; Russulales; Peniophoraceae.
AUGUCUGAUCUUGCCCCGCCCAUUCUGCGAUUUGACAAGCUGCCGGCUGAGCUGAUUUCUUCGAUCAUAUACUUUGCUCAGAUCGCUUGGCAUAACGAACACUUCGCAGCACAAGCGCCGUAUGUCGGGGUGAAGCGAUAUCAGGUGUCAGAACCCGCCUCUGUGUCUGCCCCGCCGUCUAUCUCGCCAUGCUGCAACGGUACGCGGUGGGAUUCCAGCCGGCCGAUCUGCAUACGCUCAGACUCGGGCAAAGCUCUCCCCCCUCACCUUCCUUCUCCUGCCCAUAGCGCAUCGCUGGUCUCGAGAAAGCUACGCGAUGCGCUUAUUGAUGAAUCUCGGAUCUGGAAACUGGAUAACACAUUGUACCCAGCGAUCGCGAAUCUUUCUGGCGAACACCGCACGACGUCGAGUGGCCGUCAGGUCAUACAAUACGGAGCUCGGAGCCUCAUAGCCCUGGACGUCUGCAUUUGCGUCCUGGCUGGCAUCUCACCCUUCUACUCUAGUCUGGAGCGGGUCAAGCUCAGACUACCGUGGCUCGGCGAUGGAAGCCUGCUGUCUGAGCUACGGCAGUUUCUUCGCGACGUCAGGGGCCGUGCUGACAGCCCUCUGCGUUACUUUGACUUGGAGGCUCUCGUCGAGAACGCGUUUCGGGUUGCGGCGCGAGGACAUUGGCGUGUGACGGCCAUCGAGAGCGAGAACUUACGCUCCAGCCGCUUUUCAGGCGGCAAUCUCUUCUACUACUCGAGGACUCUCCAGUCGCUGUAUCUCCAUCAAGGUCCCAACUCCAACGUCGUCUUUUUUGGAUCGUCUUUAUCGAUCGCCCUCUCAGCGUGCUCCGUCACCAUUGAGUUCUUGACCAUCGACAUUGCCGGAGGCGUCGCGGCGGAACUCGAGGACAGCGUUGCAUUUCCCAAACUCCGCCACUUCCGGCUGUGCAUGGAUUCCGGUUUUGCUACCCUCCUACUCUGCUGGAUGGUCCUGCCCUAUGCCCUCGACCUGCAUCUGGAGCUAGUUGAGUUCUGGAGAAAGAGCUUCACGACGAAGCACCCGGGCGUAUACGAAGUGCCCUUCUGGCCUUCGAUGUAUGCUCCUCCUGUCCAUCUCCUAUGGCGGCGGCCGCAGGACUUUGCGCAAAGCCUGUACCAGCCCCAUUGUACGUCGACGAUAGCGCAUCCCGGCGCCGCACCGCAUCCAGCACACGUCGGCGAUCCAGCCGAGUCGCUUUGGCAACGCUCAAUAGCAGUAAUGGGGCUUGACGUGCGUCUGGACCCUUCCAUCAAGGCCAAUGAGCCAGUUGCUGCGCGGUUCCCAGAGCUCGUCAGCAUAUCGCUGGCGGAGUCGGUCGAAGCGCUUGUGCCAGUCGCGCGUGACCCGGUUGGACGUGAUUGGCAAGGGAGUCAAGAGCUAGAAGGCAAGAUUGCCGCGCGGCGGUCGUUGACAUUCAGAGAUGGGCAGUUCACCGCACGGCGUCGUGAGCGCGACUUCAACAAUCAGUACCCCAAGGCCUUGUACGACACCUUGCGAUACGUGCUGAACGCCGUCCCGGGUCCGUCCACCACGGGCUUUGAACGCCGGGUCGAGGUGUUUGUAUUCGCCAAGGACAGCUGGCUGCCUGACCGCAGCCUAGCGUACCAGCAUAUUCUAGAGAGAUUCAUCUCUCUCAGAUCGAUACUUUUCGACAGUGCUCCGCUUGCCGACGACGCGCAUUUCCGGCAGAAUAUGGAAGGUUGCCUAGCCUUCGCGCAUCUCGAUGCGCUCGCCUUGUACCUCAACAGUCCGGGACCUGCUGGAGCUUAUCCUUGCCCCGCCCUCGAGGUCAUCCGCAUCGCGGGCGAACCUGCGCUGCCGCCGAUUGAUGACGGGCGAUCCAGGGCAGAAGCGUGGGAUACCUUUUGGAAUUCGGCAGGCCGACUGGCGUGCGGUGUUCCUCGGAUUCGCCUUACCGAGAAUGUUCGUCUCGUACUGUAG